This is a messenger RNA of Odontomachus brunneus, 3004 nucleotides long. Its product is annotated as facilitated trehalose transporter Tret1-2 homolog. The record is from RefSeq and is a predicted model, not a curated record. The coding region runs from base 1079 to 2710 and encodes 543 amino acids. NCBI's taxonomy places the organism in Eukaryota, Metazoa, Arthropoda, Insecta, Hymenoptera, Formicidae. The transcript has 11 exons. Gene Ontology annotation, biological process: transmembrane transport. Gene Ontology annotation, cellular component: membrane. Gene Ontology annotation, molecular function: transmembrane transporter activity.
CGGCGCUUGGGUUCUCGUGGAGGACCACUGCGUUGCUCGUACACUCGCUUGCACCUUGGACUCAUAGAGACGAUGCUGUACAGUGUCGGGUCGACUAUGUUCCCACGAGAGAGUGCCAUUCGCUCUCGAGUUGCGAGUCGCGGACGCGAGUGCAACGUUCUCCGGUGAAAUGAAUGAGUCGACUGGCGCGGCUUGAAGGCCCGAGCUCACGUGACUCUCGUUCUCGUUUAAGAAGCCGAAACGUCACGAAGAUAGUUGAACCGGACCGAGUCGUAUAGUGAGUGUCUCUACGCCACUUUCUUGAGGAACUUUCGUACCGCGAUUAUUACGCUCGAUUUUCUAGUCAUGUCACGCGUCGCACGUCUUUGCCGGCAGACGCUUAUCGGUGCAGAAUUCGCGCGAAAUUGAUGAUCCGGCCGCCCGCGAGUGAAUAAGAUUUUUGGCUGCAAAAGUUCGCCUUUCAUCUCUUGGAAUAUAAGAUAGAACAGAUUAAGCAAAUGUCUGAAGUUUCAGCAAGUCGUAGGCUUCAAGAGAGACAUGUUUACGCGAGUCAAUUCUUAUCGCGACUGAUGCGACGGAAUUUUAAGAAGCGUUUAUUCGAAUUGCAAUCGAUUGGCGUUGACCGCGUUCGAGUAUCAGGAGAUUAAAUUGUCGAUAGUAACUGGAGUGACAAGUGGAAUCGAAGACGUCAGUUCUAAUAACUUAUGCAAGCAUCGCGAAGGACGACUUGGCGGACUUGUCGUUUUUGUGGCGUGAGCGCGUUGUUAUUCUUCAUUAAUGGGAUAGAGAAUUACCGCGAUUCAGCUCGGAUCUGCGUGCGCGUAUAACGACCUGCCUCUUCAGAACCCGUCUCGUUCGUCGCGAUUUCCUUCGGAGGGCACAUUCGCUAAAGCAGGAAUCCCACCACCGGGGAUCACGUAAUGCAGAGCGAAAAAAAUCGAAGUGCCGCGUCACGACACGUCACCAGAGCUUGUUUGCGAACGACGUAGUGAUCGAGAGACCUACAUCGUCGAAGACAUCGAUUAUCGGCUACACUCGAAAGUAAUCGGGUGCUCGAACGUGCUUUAAUCGGAGCGACAUGGCGCUCAAAGCGAGCGAAGAGGGGCAGGCGAUGCUCGGCCACGGCGUCGACGUAUACAAGAAGACGCCGAGCCUGAAGAGCGUUUGCGAGGAUAUCGAGAACAACAACAGUUUCAACAACGUCAGGAACAAUGGGGACGCGUCGCUAAAGAACGGCGAAGUGGCGGCGCACUACUCGUCAAAUAGGAAGGGAGUAUUGGCACAGUGUCUAGUAGCAGGUGCAGUAUUGCUAUUGGCGACCGGUGGCGGCAUGCCGAUUGGUUACAGCGCUAUCUUACUGCCGCAACUGUCGGAGCCCAACAGCACCGUGAGCGUGGAUCAAGAACUCGGCUCUUGGAUAGCCUCCGUUCACAGUCUGGCUACACCUUUUGGCGCGUUAGUCUCGGGCCCGCUUAUAGAGGUGGUCGGUCGACGAAACACCCUCAUGUUGUCGACGCUUCCACUGCUCCUGGGAUGGAUAAUCAUCGGCUUCUCGAAAAGCGUGACUUCUAUUUUAGUAGGAAGGGUCUUCUGUGGCGUGUCUGUGGGCGUGAUAGCGGUACCCGCGCAGGUAUUGGUAGGAGAAACUGCGGAUACGGGUCUUCGCGCCUUCCUGACGUGCGGCGGGUUCGCCGCGUACUGCUGGGGCAUUCUGUUGGUUUAUGUCCUCGGCGCCUCCUUCCAGUGGGACAUCGUGGCUUUCUGUGGCAUCGUACUUCCUGUUUUGUCCUUCAUCGCGUUCUGUCUGCUGCCCGAGAGUCCUGUCUGGCUCGUUAAACAGAAGAAAAUCGAGAAGGCUAGAAAAGCUCUUCUGUGGUUAAGAGGCGGAGAUGCGGAACAGACCAACACGGAGGUGACAAUACUGGAAAUGAGGAUAAAGGCCGAUCUGGUCGAGAAGCAAACUCAAAACAUGAACGCCUCGCUAAGGCAGCGCAUCUUCUCGGCGGUGUCCAUGAUUCGUGAUCCGAGAGUGCUGAAGCCACUGAUCAUCAUCAACAUAUUUAAUAUGCUUCAAUUGUUCAGCGGGACAUACGUUAUUGUCUUCUACGCUGUCCAUCUCGUUCAAGACGUCGGCGGCGGCAGCGUGAACCACUACAUGGCGGCGGUGGUGACGGCUGUCGUCAGAUUUGUCUUCUCCAUCGUCUCUUGCCUUAUGUUCCUCCGAACAGGCAGGCGAAUCGUAAGUAUCACCUCAGCGCUCGGCACGGCUGUGACUUCCUUGGCGCUCGCAGGAUACAUGUUCGCUAAGCAAGAAGGCUCUUCCGUGGAUUCUUACUUGCUGUCCGUGCUCUUACUGAUCUACGUGGCCGCGAACACGUUGGGUCUGGUGACGCUUCCGGCGGUGAUGACCGGCGAGCUGAUACCAAUGCGGGCGCGCGGCAUCGGCGGCGGAUGCACCUUCUUCGUCUUCAACAUGUCCUUGUUCAUAAUCACCAAGUUUUUCCCAGCGAUGAACAACGCGAUUGGCGUGAUCGGAAUCUUCACUAUUUUCGGCAUCUCCUCUCUGUUAGCGGCCCUUUUCCUUUACCUCGCUCUACCGGAAACGAAGAGCUAUACGUUGGAGGAGAUCGAGGAUUACUUCAAGCAAAGUAAUCUGCUGUGGGUGACGAGGGAGAAGACCAGUAGAAAAAACACCAUCUCGUUUGAAUAACGUUCGAACGUUUUAUCUCUGUAAACGCGUGUAAAUAAGUACAAAAUGUAACUUGCGUUAGGUGUAAUUUAUACAAUCGCGACAACUAGACUUGUAAUUAGAUAUUUUUACACGGAGAUCAGAAUUGAUUUCGCAAGUAAUGAUGUUUUUGUAUUACUAUUUUGUAUAAGGUAUCUUCCUGUAACAUGCGUUACACAAGUGAACAAACUCAAUAAGUCGUCGCGCAUAUGCCACAUGUGCGCGUGGCAAUUUUGUGUGAUUCAUGUUCAAAUAAAACAGAAUUUCCGAGAAUAA